Eubalaena glacialis (North Atlantic right whale) is the source of this 565-nucleotide messenger RNA. RefSeq names its product cytochrome b-c1 complex subunit 6, mitochondrial. The record is from RefSeq and is a predicted model, not a curated record. Gene Ontology annotation, biological process: mitochondrial electron transport, ubiquinol to cytochrome c. Lineage: Eukaryota; Metazoa; Chordata; Mammalia; Artiodactyla; Balaenidae. The transcript is spliced from 4 exons. The coding region runs from base 89 to 376 and encodes 95 amino acids.
UUGAGUGACCCUUACAAGUCCUUCUUGAUCCUGAAGUGAAUAGGUGCCGCUGUUGCUGCUCGUGUUGAAUCCACAACAGCAGUCGGACAUGGUGCUGGAGGAAGAGCAGAGGAUGCUGGCCGGGUCCGGAGAUCCCAAUGAGGAAGAAGAGGAGGAGGAGGAAUUAGUGGAUCCCCUAACAACAGUGAGAGAGCAAUGCGAGCAGCUGGAGAAAUGUGUAAAGGCUCGGGAGCAGCUACAGCUCUGUGAUGAGCGUGUAUCCUCCAGGUCACAGACAGAGGAUUGCACAGAGGAGCUCUUUGACUUUUUGCAUGCAAGGGACCACUGCGUAAGUCAGCCUAAGGUGGCCCACAAACUCUUUAACAGCUUGAAGUAAGUGUGCAGAUUCGUUCACCCCAGCCUUCAUCACCCAGGCUUCGGGAUAUUUCCUUAUGGUUUGGAACAUGCCAUUUGUUUCUUAUUUGUGUAACUAAGUUCAUGUGAACCUCAAGGAUUUUUGGCUUAGGCUGGUAGCUUCUGUGUAAUUAUCAAUGAUUCCAUCUUAAUAAAGUCCAGUGAUCAACAA